Maudiozyma saulgeensis is the source of this 1866-nucleotide messenger RNA. The record is from the annotation of a GenBank genome assembly. Lineage: Eukaryota; Fungi; Ascomycota; Saccharomycetes; Saccharomycetales; Saccharomycetaceae.
AUGUUAAGUCCCGAACGUCGUACUUCGAUGGCUGAACGUCGUCCUUCUUUUGCUAAUUUUUCAGGAAAUUCAAACCAUAUAGAUACUUUAAUGGUACCUCAUUUAGCAGGUAUCGAAGAUCCUUUACCAGAGACUACUCCUGAAAAAGUAGAUGUAUUAAUAGCUGGGACGGGUCUAGUGGAGAGUGUCUUAGCGGCUGCUUUAGCAUGGCAAGGUUCUACUGUUUUACAUGUGGAUUGUAAUGAUUAUUAUGGCGAUAGUGCCGCUACAUUAACGGUUGAUCAAAUUAAAAAUUGGGUUAAUAGAGUGAAUAAUAAUGAUAUUAUUUCAUAUAAUAAUGCAAAAUUAUAUUUAUCAAAAAGUAUUGGUCCAUCUUGUAAAUAUGCUUCAAGAGAUUUUGGUAUAGAUUUGUCUCCAAAGAUUCUUUUCGCUAAAUCUGAUUUACUAUCAAUUUUAGUUAAAUCUCGUGUACAUCAAUACUUAGAAUUUCAAUCUCUAUCAACUUUUCAUACUUAUGAAAAUGAUUCAUUUGAAAAAUUAACAAAUACAAAACAAGAUAUUUUUACAGAUCAAAAUUUAUCAUUAAUGACAAAACGUAAUUUAAUGAAAUUUUUAAAAUUUGUUUUAAAUUGGGAAGAAAUGCCAGAAAUAUGGCAACCUUAUGCUGAUAAAUCAAUUACACAAUUUUUAUUUGAUAAAUUUAAAUUAGAUAAACCUCAAGUCUUUGAAUUAGUAUUUUCUAUUGGAUUAUGUUGUAGUAUUGAUACAAAAGUUCCUUUAGCUUUACAUAGAAUUCGUCGUUAUUUGAUUAGUUAUGACGUAUAUGGUCCAUUCCCUGUAUUAUAUUCUAAAUACGGUGGUGCAGGUGAAGUCUCACAAGGGUUUUGUAGAUCUGCUGCCGUUGCUGGUGCCACUUAUAAAUUAAAUGAAAAACUAUAUUCUUAUAAUCCAACUACACAAGUUGCUACUUUUACAGAUGGUUCUAAAGUUACAGUAACAGAAAAAAUCAUUAUGUCACCAACCCAAGCCCCUGAAGGAAAUCAACACAUCCCUGACCAAAAAUAUGAAGCAAAUAGAAUGGUUUGUCUUGUUGAGAAAGAUUGUAAAGAAUGGUUCAGUGAAGAUGAAUCAGCUGCCGUUGUUGUAUUCCCACCAGGUUCUUUAAAAUCUGGUAAUAAACAUGUCGUUCAAACUUUAAUCUUAGGUGCUGGUUCUGAAUGUUGUCCUCAAGGUACCUCCAUUUGGUAUUUAUCUACCACCGAGAGUGGCGUUCGUGCAGAGAUGGAUUUAGAUGCAGCUUUGGAGGCUUUAGAGAUUAGUAUUGUUAGAGAAUCUUCAAAUGACAUCACCGAAAAUAACGAUAUUGUUAAAAUCAGUGAAGAUGGUCGUCCAAUUGUAAAUUCAGUAAGAUUAGGUCAAUCAUUUAAAGAAUAUAUCCCAAGAGAAAGUGUACAACAUUUGAUGAAAUUAUCAUAUACUCAAUACACAUCUACACCACCAUUCGAUGUUGUGAAUCCUGCUCUUUUUGAUAAUGAUGAAUUAAAUAAUAGAGCCAACUCUGUGAAUAAAUUUAUUCCAAAUGCUAGUGAUAACGGUAUUAUAUAUACUGCAAUGCCAUCUAGUGAGAUAUCAUAUGAUGAAGUAGUAACAGCUGCAAAAGUUCUUUAUGAAAAAAUUGUUGGCAGUGAUGAUGAUUUCUUUGAUGUUGAUUUUGAAGAUGAAGACAAUGAUACUGUACCACAAGGAGCUUCAGUGAAUGGUGCUAUUAGUUACGAAAACGCUAUUGAUGACGACGAUGAUGAUGAUGUAGAUAUGGGUAUACGUGGUGAUGAUUCUAAUGAAUUUGUAGGGCAAAUGGAGAUAUGA